GUCGCCUAUUCUUCCUGACCAACUUGUAGCUAUACGAAUGCAAGGGAAUCGCGACGGCUCGUGGCCCCAAGGCUCCUCCGGAAACGGUGGAAGCGGCAGAGGAAACGGUGGUUAUCUUCCUCAGGCUACGAAUCCCUUGUUUUCCAAUUUCAGUCUCCAACAACCUAUUCGAUACCCUCUCACUCAGUUUCCGACGAGCUAUUACCGCCCUAACUUCCCAGACUUCUCCUUCGGAAACCCUAAUUUUCAGAAUCUCAAUUUCAAUCAUCCUCAAUUCGGCGGUGGCCCCAAUGUCUUCCUUCAAUCCCAUGUACCGAGCUUCUCCUUACCUCCGUCCAACAGUGAUAUCAGUGCCUCUCAGGAACAUGGAGGAGCAGGUGCUAAUGUCUUCCUUCAAUCCCGUGGACCGACCUUCUCCCAUCCUCCCCAACCUCCAUCCAACAACGAUAUCAGUGCCUCUCAGGAACGUGGAGGAGCAACCGAUCGCCCUUCCUCGAAACGAAGGCGCAAAGAGGGGACUGAUGUGUGCAUCAAAGAGGUCCCGAAAUCUCUACCGAUUCCUACUACUGUAGGCGCUGAUGAUAGUGGUGGUUCUCGAGUCCAUCAGGGAGGGACAGCUUCUUCUUCGGAGAAGCCUUCCCCGAAACCGAAACGGAAAGUAGAAGUCUUGCGGAUUGAUAAGGCUGUCAACAAGACGCGUAAAGCGGUGAUUGCUGCUGGAGAGAGCGUUUCUUCGACUAGAGUAUCGCGUUCGGUUCUAGAAGAGCUUCAAGCUGAUUCUUGGCGUACGUUAGGGGUGCAGAUGCAAGAUGUUCCUUCUCUUCGCCAACUUAUGGCCCUUGAAGGCAAGGUUAAUGCAUUUAUUCAUUGCUAUGUUGGGGCUAGAAGAAUUGUGACACUGUAUGAUUUGGAGAUGGCAAUAUGUCGAAAUGAGUUUGUUGAUUCUUUCGAUGAUCUUGAAUUGGGACCUUUGCUGCAGCAUCCACUAGUCUUGCUCUAUUUUCCAUCCAUAUCCAGCUCUGCUGGCACGGUUCAGAUCACUACUGAGGAGAUAAUAUCAUUUCUUGAUAGCUAUCUCUACACUUAUAUGACACGUGAUGUCAAGGUCGAUGAAUUCCUUAACUUCGUUGCUAGUAAAAAGUCAGUUGCAAGCAAGGAAAAUCUUGGUGUGCGUAUUCAGACUUUACGGAUGCAUGUAUCUUACAUUCAAGACGCUAAGCGAAAAGAAGGUGAAACAUUGAAAAUCUUACUGACUGAACUGCACCAGAAGCAUAACAUCCCCUCAUCAAAGAAACAGCCGCAAGUUAAAUCCCUUACCAUCUCUGAGCGUGCGGAAUCGUUUGCUUUACAUCAUAAGGAUUUUUGUGGCAAGCAUACAAGAUUUGAUUCAUCAAGCUCAGAUGACAAUGAUAACGUUGAUUAUGAGGUUCAAAAUCUUAAAAGUUCUGACCAUUCUAGUAGUUGUCCAUAUCCAUCUGUUGCGGAAGAGAUGAAGCGGCUUGGGGGCUCCGAUAAGAAAAGGAAGGGCGAUAAUCCUAGUCAUGAAAAAUCCAAUUCGCCCAAAUCGCUUAGGAGACGCUCCACCAAAUUACAAAGAGAAAAGGCGAAACGAGAGAUACCUAAAUCUGCAGAUUAUUCUGAUGCUAAGAAGAUAUUCGGUGUGGAUGAGGCUGACUUCACACUUGACGAAGGGGCUUUGAGAAAGUUCAUUUCAAUUUGGAAGGACCCAUGCAAAGAGCUAAGCACUUCAACGGUUGUUGAGAAAAUGCUGUCAUUUUACUACUUGGGGGGCUCUGAAGUACGAAAUGAAAGAGCUAAGGCUAUGUCAUCUUUUCCAUUUGUUGGAUUACUAAAUGUCGCUGUAACCUCAAUGAGACGUGGAACGUGUGAUAGUAUAUAUGAUACUUUGCAAUUAGCGAGUCAAAGUGAUACGACUAAUCCAUGCACAGAAAAUCAAGUAGAUGAUAUUAAGCCAAGUGAAGACAAUGAGUUAAACAAAGCUCAGCAAAUUAUGCCUCUAAAACACAGAGGUAGCACUGCUGAAGAAAUUACCAGAAGACUUUCCUUGCAUUUUGAGAAUGAUCUUUCUGGAGAGAAGCACAUCAGUAUCUUUCGAAAGCUACAGACGUGCGAGGCUUCCCUGGCAGAGCAAUUUCAAGUUCAGAAUUUUGAGUCUCUUGGUUGGGGUGAGUUUUCCACCUUCUUGGAAAAACACAUGUUACUGCUACCAACACAACUUCAAAGGUUUCUAGCCAGAGAAUUACGGGAAGAGCAUCCUCUGGAGGUCCACGUGACUGAGAAUCUGUUGACUCAAUUGCUAUCGCAAGCUUCUGAAUUUGCAGGUGGCAAUGAAAUAUCUAAACAGAUGGUAGCUCGACUGCUUGCAGAACAGUUUCCAACAAUUAAAUUCCAGGUUGUAGGAAAAGAUUCGGAGGAAUGUUUCACUGAAAUCAUGAGUAACUACAAGAAUAAAUCUGGUUCUAAAUGUGUCCUCUUUUCUUCAACAUUGCUGGGAGCUGAAAAAUCUUUGAUCAGUAAGCAUUUAGAAGAAUCCCUGACAGUGGGAAAUACUGCUGACUUGGGAAGCAGCCCCCUUAAUGAUGUUUCAUCAAAAGAGGUUUUAGAUGUUCUGCUUAGGGUUCCGUUUUUGUCAGACUUAAAUUCAUGGUGUCACUGGGAUCUUAAGUUUGCUCCAUACGCUGGUUCUCUUAUGGGGUGUUUGAAUGACAUUAAUUCAAAAGAUCUGCUGUGUCUGGUGACGAAGGAUGGUAAAAUUAUCCGCACAGAUCCUUCGGCAACAGCAGAUUCAUUCUUAGAGGCUGCUCUUCAAGGGUCUGCUUACCGUACUGCUGUGCAGUUAUUGUCCUUGAUAUCACUGAAUGGACGAACACAUCUACCAUUUUCCCUUCUAAAGUGCUACGCAAAACGUGCAUUUGAAGUAUUUGUAGAUAACCAGUCCAAGGAGAUGGAUCUAGAUGGUAGGAGUUCUCUUGGGCAUGUGCGUGCGCCAGUACAGUUCAGUGCUUCUUCGGACCAACCGAUAGUUGUAGAACAGAAACCUAAAGUGGGUAAAAGUGACUAUGCUGCCUCAAAAUUCCUUCUUGAUUGUCUGGGCUAUUUACCGGGAGAGUUUUGCUGUUUAGCUGUUGAUGUCUUGCUAUCGGGACUGCGUUCUGUUGUUAAAGAUGCUCCCACUAGGGUUUUGUCUGCAUGCGAGCAUACAGAGCAGCGCAUCAUGCUGCACGAUGCCGGAUUGCGACUAGGCAUUGUUGAGUGGAUUAAUGAUUACAGUAAUUUCUGCUCAUCAUCUAUGCCAGACUCUGCAAUAGUGGAAAAUGCUUCGUCCAACUUAGAUUCUGGCGCAGGUUUUGUUCAAAAACUGGAGGGCCCAAUUCAUACGGACGAAAGCUGCAUGAUCGUAUCAGAGACACCGUGUGAAGAUAAUGAACCUCAUGGAUCUUGUCACACUUUUGGUGGUGCUGGGGAUUUAUGUAAUUCGGUUGUGGAGACGUUUACCCAAACUGCACCUGAGCUUCAUGAUAAUCCAGCUUCAGUUAUUGAUUUAAUCAGACGGGAAGAGUUUGGGCUAGAUUCAAGUUCUUCUGGGGCUGAGACGAGUAUGCUGCAGAAACAACAUGCUCGGUUAGGAAGAGCACUUCAGUGUUUGUCCCAGGAAUUGUAUUCUCAGGAUUCACACUUUAUUCUUGAACUCGUUCAAAAUGCUGAUGACAAUAAGUACCCUGAACAUGUGGAACCCACACUCACAUUCAUUCUUCAGAAGACUGGGAUUGUUGUAUUAAACAACGAGUGUGGUUUCAUGCCUGAGAACAUUCAGGCUCUGUGUGAUGUUGGUCGAUCAACAAAGAAAGGAUCUGGUGGAUACAUAGGAAAGAAAGGAAUUGGCUUCAAGUCAGUGUUUCGGGUUUCUGAUGCUCCCGAGAUCCACUCAAAUGGUUUCCAUUUCAAGUUCGAUAUAAGUGAGGGUCAGAUUGGAUACAUUUUACCGACUGUUGUACCUCCACAUGAUAUCGAAUCACUUACCAGCAUGUUGUCUGGCCGUGCCUUACAACUGAAAGAUGCAAAAUGGAACACUUGUAUCACACUUCCUUUCAGAGCUAUCGAAUCCGAAAUAACAACAGUGAAUCACAUUGAGCCUAUGUUUUCAGACCUUCAUCCUUCUUUAUUACUCUUUCUACAUCGCCUCCAGUGCAUAGUAUACAGAAACAUGCUUGACGAUUCUCUCUUGGUCAUGAGGAAAGAGGUUGUGAGUAAAAAUAUCGUAAAGGUUUCAUGUGGGGAAAAUAACAUGACAUGGUUUGUAGCAUCAGAGAAAUUAAAGUCUGCUAAUCUCCGUGAUGACGUUCAGACAACAGAGAUUUCCAUAGGAUUUACUCUUGACAUGCUAGAAGAUGGAACUUACAGAUCUUGUAUGAUUCAAGAACCCGUUUUUGCUUUUCUUCCUCUAAGAACUUAUGGUUUGAAAUUUAUUAUACAAGGGGAUUUCAUUCUUACAUCAUCAAGGGAGGAUGUUGAUGAGGAUAGUCCUUGGAACCAGUGGUUGUUGUCAGAAUUUCCGGGUUUGUUUGUCAGUGCUCUACGGUCCUUUUGCAGUCUUCCUUCGUUCAACCAGAAUCUGGGUAAAGCUGUGUCCUCAUACAUGCAGCUUGUACCUCUCGUUGGUGAAGUGCAUGGGUUCUUUUCUUCUCUCCCUCGUUCCAUUAUAUCUAGAUUGAGAACAACAAACUGCUUGCUGCUUGAGGGAGAUGGUGAGCAAUGGGUUCCUCCUUGCAAGGUUUUAAGAAACUGGAAUGAAAAGAUAAGGGUUCUUCUUAACGAUGGAUUGCUUCAAGAGCAUCUUGCUCUGGGAUUUUUGGACAAAGAUAUAGUUUUAUCAGAUUGUCUGUCAAGGGCACUGGGCAUUGAAGAUUAUGGACCAAAGACUUUGGUGCAGAUUAUUUCCUCAUUGUGUCACAGGAAAGAUUGUUUGCAAUCAAUGGGCUUUGCAUGGUUAUCGUCUUUUCUUACUGAACUAUAUAUAGUAUCCCGUUCUUCUGGGCAUGAUAAUGUAGAAUUAGGUAUGGAUAAGACUCUUAUGGACAGCCUUCAUAAGAUCCCAUUUAUACCCCUGUCAAAUGGUAGCUUCACCUCUUUAGAUGAAGGCGCAAUAUGGUUGCACCAUGAGACCUCUGGGUCUGACGUUGGUGAUGUAUUUGAAGCAUUUCCUAUGUUAUAUGGAAAUCUCCGAACCGUUGAUCAUUCCUUUCUCUUGGCGACCUCUGUUGAUGGAAAAUCCACUGCAGAUUACCUCAUAAACAUGCUUUCUGUAAUUGGCAUUCAAAAGCUGUCAGCACAUGAAAUCAUCAAAGUGCAUAUAUUACCAGCCUUUGAGGCGAAAAAUGACUGUACACCGGAAGGUUUGAUGGUAGAUUACUUAUGUUUUGUAAUGACACAUCUACGAUCUAGCUGCCAUGUUUGUCAGAGAGAGAGGAAUUACAUAAUUUCUGAGCUGAGAAGCAAAGCUCUGAUAUUGUCAAAUUAUGGGUUAAAACAGCUAGGUGAGGCGUCAAUUCAUUUCGGUGAAGAAUUUGGAAACCAGGUUAACAUGAAGAAGCUUACCAAAACCUUGGAUAUAUCGUGGCAUGUGGUUGAUGGUACCUACUUGAAACAUCCAGCAUCAAAGCUCUAUGCAUGCGGGGUGAAGGAGUGGCGGGAAUUUUUUCAAGAGGUUGGGAUAUCGGAUUUUGUUAAAGUGGUUCAAGUUGAAAAGAGCAUUGCUGAAUUCUACACUGUUUCACGUUGUGAAACGUAUGAUACCAACUUGUUAUCUCCCGGGUUGGCUGUUAUAGACUGGGAAUCUCCGGAACUCGUUGAUCUCUUGGCUCUCCUACACAAAGGUAAUGGCCGUGAAGGUUGCAAGUAUCUUCUGGAAGUCAUUGAUAGACUUUGGGAUAACUGCUACCAUGACAAAGCGACUAUUAACUAUAGCUCGGGCACUCAUGGUGUCAUCAGAUCAUCAGAAUCUUCAUUUAUGAGGGCAAUUUGUGUUUCUCAAUGGAUAGUUUCAAGCAUGGACAACAAGUUACAUCUUUCGAAAGACCUCUAUCAUGAUUGUGAUGAUGUGCGGUCAAUACUUGGCAUGAAUGCUCCCUAUGCAGUUCCAAAGGUUACGAGUGUCAAGUUAAUUAAUGACAUUGGUUUCAAGACCAAAGUCUGCCUGGAUGAUGCUCUGGAAAUUUUAGAAACUUGGGUGCACUAUGGAAACUCUUUCAAAUCAAGCAUCUCUCAGAUUACCAGAUUUUACAAGUUUUUGUGGAAUGAAAUGGCUGAUUCAAAGCAGAAAAUUAUUGAAAAUCUCAAUGCUCUUCCUUUUGUAUUUGUCCCAUAUCAAACUGGAAGUUGGCAAAAUGAUAUGAUAUCUGGAAUAUUCUUGUCACAUAAUGAUGUUUACUGGAAUGAUUCUGCUGGCGUUUUAGAUGAGAUAAAAGAGAUUAGUUCGCAGAUCAGCAGUGUUGUGGAAUCAUUGCGUAGGAAAACAUUGUGCAAUAUCUAUCCAGGUCUCCAUGAUUUUUUUGUUAAUGGGUGUGGAGUACCUGAGACGCCUUCAUUUGAAGAGUACCUUAAAAUUCUAGGGCAAUUCGCACAUUAUGUGUCACCCUCAUGCGCUGCCAAGGCUGUGUUCAAAAUUUUCCUGAAGUGGAGUGAUGACUUGAAAUCUGGUAAAUCUGCCGAAGAUGUUGUACACUUUAAAGAGAAACUUUCAGAACUCAACUACACUGUGCUUCCUACUGAAAGUGAUAAGUGGAUUUCCUUACACUCCUCAUUCGGUCUUGUAUGUUGGUGUGAUGAUGAGAAGUUAAAGAAGAGAUUUAAAAAGAAGGAUAAUAUCCAGUUCAUUUACUUUGGGGAAAAUACUGACGAAGAACAAGAAGUGCUUCUUACAAAAGUAUCUGUGCUAAUGCACAGCUUGGGCAUUCCAUGUAUUUCUGAGGUGGUACAGCGUGAAGCGAAAUAUGAAGGUUUGCAAGAUAACAGUGUAACCGUGUCACUUGUGAACUGGUCUUUGCCUUAUGCUCAGCGAUAUAUCUUUACUUUACAUCAUGAGAAGUAUACCCAAACAAAAAAGACUGUAUAUAGUCAAGUCAAGCGUCUACGAGUCUUUGUGGUUGAGAAGUUAUGCUAUAAGAAUGUCAUACCAGAAUAUGGCAUUUUCUCUAAAAAGGAGUUCAAAUGCAGUUCUCUUUUGCAGGAUAUAGCUCUGUACACAACACCAUGUCUGGAUUCCCAUUCCUUGUUCAUGGAACUGUCUCGUUUGUUUUUCAACGGAGUUCCUGAUCUGCAUUUGGCAAAUUUCCUUCACUUGAUCAAAACAAUGGCAGAAUCUGGUUUGAGCGAGCAUCAAAUGGAAUCAUUCAUUGUGAACAGUCAAAAAGUUCAGAAGAUUCCUGAUGGUGAAAAGAUCUGGUCCCUAAAAUCUGCUCUUAAAGCCAAGAAGAAAGCUGGAAUAAGCUUGAGCUGGUUACCUUCGUCUUCCAAAGGAAGACAUGGUUCUAGCGAGCCCCUCGUUGAUGAUUCUAAACAAGUGCUGGCCACUGGUCAGGCUAGCAGCAGCGAAGAGGAUGUAGCAGAGUCUCUUCAGGUACAGAUACCGAUCCAGACCGCCGAUACAAACUUGGUUGCCGGAUAUGAUAAUAGCGCAGGCACAAGUUCACUAGCCAGUCAGCCAAACCCAUUGUAUUCUAUGCAUAUGGAGAGUGGCUCAUCCUCAGGGAAUCAGGCGGCAUUUAACCUCAAUCCAAACCUUCAUGGAUGGAACAAUUCCUUCUCAGCAGACUUCAGCGAAAGAGAUCAACUUCAUACAGGCACACCUUGGGCUGCACAAGCGCAACAGACGGGUAAGAAAGGAGAGGAAAUCGCAUACAGAUACUUUGCUGCAACAUACGACAAGGAGGCUAAGGUCAGAUGGGUUAAUGAGCAGAGCGAAACCGGUUUACCUUACGACCUGUUGAUCGAAAACGAAGGUGGUAAACUUGAGUACGUAGAGGUGAAAGCGACGGUGUCUUCACGGAAAGAUUAUUUCAAUUUGACAGUGAGUGAAUGGCAAUUUGCAAAUGAGAAGGGAGAGAGUUAUAUAAUUGCUCAUGUGUUGUUAGGGAACAGCAAUGCUAUCCUCACACAGCAUAGGAACCCUGUCAAGUUAUGCAAAGAAGGUCAGCUUCGGUUGUUGAUUCUCAUGCCUAACAAGCGAAACGAGGUCAAUGUUUCGUUUUAAACUCAGGCAGGUUCUUUUUUAUUUAUUUUUACUUAAAUGAGGUUUGUCUUAGUAAGUUCUAUUUUGUGUAGCAAUCCAGUGAUGUUUAUUAAGAAAUAUAUCAGUGUUUCCCUUUCGCUAUUGUAUUAAACUUUCAAAUUAACUUUUGUAUCAUUAAAAUCUUCUACCUGAUUUACUUAUCACGAUUUUUUUGUCAGAUUACCAACGACGAUGG
Messenger RNA from Eruca vesicaria subsp. sativa (arugula), 8483 nucleotides. Lineage: Eukaryota; Viridiplantae; Streptophyta; Magnoliopsida; Brassicales; Brassicaceae. The record is from the annotation of a GenBank genome assembly.